This is a messenger RNA of Aspergillus aculeatinus CBS 121060, 385 nucleotides long. RefSeq lists its product as uncharacterized. The transcript has a single exon. The coding region runs from base 74 to 304 and encodes 76 amino acids. NCBI's taxonomy places the organism in Eukaryota, Fungi, Ascomycota, Eurotiomycetes, Eurotiales, Aspergillaceae. The record is from RefSeq and is a predicted model, not a curated record.
AACGGCACAUGCCCCUUAAGUUUAGCACUUUGAGCAUGUAGCAUGCGAUCGACCCAAUGUUUCCCUGGAGCCAAUGGACUGCCAAGGGCCCGGAACAGUCACCUGUGCAGCCCUGGUGAUGCAAUUCCCGGAUGCCAAGCAGGAUCGCCCGGGUUUAUUUGAUCGCCGUCCGCCCUGCAGCAAUGUCCAUCUUGCCUCUUUGUCUGCCUGGCUUUUUUCUUUUUUUCUUUUUUCUUUUUCCUUUUUUUUUCUGGCUGCAGAAAAGGACCGUCACUCGGAUGGUGCCAGCAUGCAUGCAUGCUGAUAAGCCGGGUGUGAUGUCUCUUGUCGGCCUUGUGUUCGGAGUCUAAGUCUAUAUAGCCUGGCACACCUCCGAAAGUCCCCG